Molecule: messenger RNA, 2973 nt
Organism: Annulohypoxylon maeteangense
Lineage: Eukaryota; Fungi; Ascomycota; Sordariomycetes; Xylariales; Hypoxylaceae
Exons: 3
Coding region: 170-2833 (887 amino acids)
Biological process (GO): mitotic DNA replication checkpoint signaling; DNA replication initiation; mitotic G2 DNA damage checkpoint signaling
Source: RefSeq, a predicted model, not a curated record
GACGCGCCUCAAUUGAAGAAUUCCAAAGUUACUUCCAUGUAUUUGUACAUUCGUACCUUGAAGUUCGAAUUUGGAAGCUCACAUUUACACAAUAUAUUCAUGCAUCACUUCUCUGCACAAUGCCUUUUUGCCCCUGAAAGCCACCGAAGACCUAUGCAUACCUGAAGACAUGACAGAGUCUUCGCCAGCCCCGGAUAGGCCGUUCGACCCGUCCAAGCCCUUCGAAGGUCUCGUUCUCUGCUGUACUAGUAUUGAGGCUGACUUGCGUACUAAAAUCGCCCAACAAACCGCCGAUCUAGGCGGUAUUCACAAGUACGACCUCACACCGGAUGUGACCCACCUGAUCGUCGGGGACUACGACACGGCAAAGUAUCGCCAUGUCGCCAGGGAGAGACCCGACAUUAAGCCAAUGGCUGCCGGUUGGGUUGAUGCCGUACGAGUGCUGUGGUUGGAGGACACCGAUUUCGAUUUCGAUGCACUGGAAAAUACCUGGAAGCUAAAGACCUUCGAAGCCGGUGGUGGUAUUCCUAAUAGCCCGGUCGUUGAACAAAGGGAGAGGAUAAAGCUAAUAUGCUGUCUGACUGGCUUCGAGGACAAUGAGACGCGCUCUGCGAUCGAAAGCAAGGUUAAAGCGAAUGGAGGUGAAUACGUCGGCGAUCUCUCCAGGGCCGUGACCCAUCUCAUCGUAAACAAGCCUGAAGGGAAGAAGUACAUUGCUGCGCGGAAGUGGCGGAUAAGAACCGUCUCUGUCGAGUGGCUACACGACAGUGUCGAGAGAGGCAUGAUCCUCAAUGAGGAGUGCUAUGAUCCUACAUUGCCCGCAGAGGAACGUGGAAAAGACGCGUGGAUAAGAAGAGACCUAAGGCGAGGUGCAUCACUAGGCAAGAGACCUCGUGAUGGCGCGGUCGGCCCUUCGGCAGACGAUGGUCGAAGAAAGCUUAGAAAGACCGCGAGCAUGAAACUCACAAGCCAGAAGGAUAAUCUUUGGGGUGAUAUUCUCGUAAACCAAUCAUCGACCGACCUAUCUAAGUCGAUGAUUACCACUAGCGCCAAGGAGAUGACUACUGGCGUACCCCCUACUUUACACUCUACAGACUUGAUAACGCCUCCUAGCGGUGAGGUUCCGCGGCCGAAUCACGUCCAACAGGUUGAGAGUGGUGUCUUUUCCUCUUGCCGCUUUUACAUUCACGGAUUCUCUCAGGGCAAGCAGGAAAUCUUAGGCCAUCAUAUCUUGUCCCACGACGGACGAGUAACCCGAUCUAUCGAGGACGCCGCUCUGUCUAGCCAUAACGAACCACUAGAUCGACGAUAUCUUAUUGUUCCCCAGACGUCUCAGCCUGAAUCUCACCCCGAGCUUCCGGAAGGGAUGCACAUCGUCACCGAGUUCUACAUUGAACGAUGUGUUCAUAAUAAAACAUUGUUCAAGCCGGACGACCACGUGUUGGGACAGCCGUUUCCUCGGUUUCCCAUUGAGGGGUUUCAAGACUUAGCGAUAUGCACUGCUGGUUUUAGGAAUGAGCAGCUAAAUCAAGUACAAAAAGCCAUCACCCAGCUCGGCGCGAAAUAUUCCGAGCGAUUAAAUUCGCAGUGCUCGUUACUGGUCUGUCCCUCUCUCGAUCAAGUUAGGAAGCAGAAGCUGGAUUUCGCCACGAUUUCUAAGAUUCCGAUCGUUAGUGCCGACUGGCUAUGGCAGUGUAUAACGACGGGUUGCUUUGUACCAUGGCGGAGCUAUCUAUGUAAGGAACUCGCUCAGGCUACGUCUAUCGAACGGGAGGCUCUUAAGAACAAGGAAAAGGAUAUAGUUACAAAAUCAAAGUCAGAGCCUGCGCACAAGAUCCUCCCCAAGACGAGGCCAUCAGCACCGGUACCUACAUCAGUAAUGAAGCAUGGAAUCGAUAUGACCGCCUUUGAUGACGAUACGCCCAUGCUCCAAGAUGCCACUAUGCAAGAGCAGGAAACUAAUGAGGCCAACGGGACCAACUAUGAGACGGCCCCUACCCACCAAACAGAGAAUCAGACAGAGAACAUCAACGUUGAGCCUACACCUAUCUCCAAACCACUAUCAGAAAUGACACCAAACGCAUUGAACAAGUCUCCAUCUCCGCAGAAGACAUCUCCGCAGAAGACGUCUCCUACACCGCGAAAAUUCAAACGUGUGCCGACCGGAGGCGAAGUGGGGGACUCCGAUGGCUGUGACGAUUCCGAUACCCCGAUCCCCCCAUUACAAGAGGAUGAUGGUUUCACGAACAAGGAGGAGGAACAACGGAAGCGACAAGCUAAACAAUCUAACGCGACAGAACUUGAUGAAAUGUCAAAGAUGUUGAAUUCUCUAGUAUCUCGCGAUGGAGUUGUUUUGGAAGGUGAUAGCUUGAAGCCGCAACCAGCACCAGGACAACGUCGACAACGCAAGAUACUCGGCCGCGCAGCAAGUAACGUCUCGGCAACAUCGAGCGCGAGCGCCGAAUCCUCAACACAUGCAACUAGUUCCAAACCCAACUUUAGGAGAGCAGAGUCCAUAGCAUCUCGUCUAGAUUCAGUGCAGACUGCAACAGGGGCGUUCGGACUUCUGGAUAAGAUGAUGGAGCCAAGCGAUGAUAGUUAUCAAGCGACGAGGAACGGCGAUAGCCCACCGCGCGCUACGCAGCUCGAGUAUGAUAAAUCAGAGUCCCGGCAACUUCGGGACGCUUAUUAUGGUCGUAUCAGCAAGCAAGGUAACUUAGCGGACGGGCAGCCGAACCAGGAGAAGGUUUCUUUAGCAAGCUUAAAGAACGAUGCAGGGCUAGGCGGCAAUACGCAAAGAUCUUCGACUAGAAGAAGUGCAAAGCGGCGAUGAUCUUGUUCAUGCUGAAUGAAGGGGGUAUGAAAUGAAUGAUGUGUAAGACCCAGUAUAGAUAGACAUGAAUGAUGUUUAAUACCUAAUUGUCUAGCUACAACAUAGCCUAGGUGAAUAAACCAGGCGAGAUUUAAUGAUGA